CUCUGGCUCUGACUGCCUCUGUGUACACAUGCUGUCUGCAGUGGAGGCUGCCAUCGACACCGCAUCUGCUGACACACGCACACACACACACACACGCGCACGCGCAUGUUGUGCUCGGGCUUCAGGACUAACAGGGAGAUCACAACGUGUGGUGUGAGCACGAGUUGGUGUGCGCGUGUAGCCCAUGUGGGCGUGUGUGAGCAACAUCUGUAAACAUCUGCCUGGAGGACAACCCUACCUUGCCUGCAGCUUGUCUUGGUUUGACAAGAGGAUCUGAUCCAGUGUGGAUUUAUGGGAUGUGACAAGAGAGGGUCCCUCCAUCAUGACAAACCAAGACAAAUGGGUCACACUGAGCCCGGCAGAGUUCUCCCAGCUCCAGGAGUAUGCACAGUACUCAAGCAAGAAACUGAAAGAUGUGCUGCAGGAGUUUCACAAAGAUGGGGUGCUGGCCAAAUAUAACCCAGAAGAGAAGCAGGAAAUUCUCAAUCAGGAAAUUGACUUUGAGGGCUUCAAGCUCUUCAUGAAGACGUUUCUGGAGAGCGAGCUGACUGACGAGUUCUGUCAGCACCUAUUCCUGUCCUUUAGCAACAAGGGGCCCAAGCCCAGCCCCUCUGCGGCAGACAAGUCCCGCGUUGCUGGUCUCAAGCUGAUCAAAGGAAGCUCAACCCCUCUGAAGGUCCCACACAUCCCCAAAGUUGGGCCUCAUGACAUGGUCCAGCUGAAAGACAUAGUCUGCUACCUGUCCCUUUUGGAGGGGGGCCGUCCUGAAGACAAACUCGAAUUUAUGUUUCGUCUGUACGAUACUGAUGGGAAUGGGUGCCUGGACAGCUCGGAACUGGAACAAAUAAUUUCCCAGAUGAUGCAUGUUGCAGAAUACCUUGAAUGGGACGUCACAGAACUGAAGCCAAUUCUACAGGAAAUGAUGCAGGAAAUCGACUAUGACCAUGAUGGCACAGUGUCUUUGGAGGAAUGGAUCCAGGGUGGCAUGACAACCAUACCAUUACUGGUGCUUCUGGGAUUAGAGACAAAUGUGAAAGAUGACGGCCAGCACGUGUGGAGACUGAAGCACUUCAACAAGCCGGCCUACUGCAAUCUGUGCCUGAACAUGCUGGUCGGACUGGGCAAGCAGGGCCUAUGCUGUUCCUUCUGCAAGUACACCGUCCACGAGCGCUGCGUGGCACGAGCCCCUCCGUCAUGCAUCAAAACAUACGUCAAGUCCAAGAAGAACAUGGAGGUGAUGCAUCAUUUCUGGGUGGAAGGGAACUGUCCGACCAAGUGUGAUAAGUGUCACAAAACCAUCAAGUGCUAUCAGGGCCUGACGGGGCUUCAUUGUGUGUGGUGCCAAAUCACCCUUCACAACAAGUGUGCUUCUCACGUAAAACCUGAAUGUGACUGUGGACCACUAAAGGACCACAUACUGCCCCCCACCACAAUCUGCCCCGUGGUGUUGGAAAGACAGGCCACUGUAAGGAAAGAUUCCAGAGCCAGUCAGUCAGGAGGCAGAGGGAAGAUGCAGAGAGCCAACUCUGUCACUGUGGAUGGACAAGGGUUACAGAUCACAACCAUAGAGGGCACUCAUCCCCUGCUGGUUUUUGUGAAUCCUAAAAGCGGCGGUAAGCAGGGAGAAAGGAUAUACAGAAAAUUCCAGUACCUUCUGAAUCCUCGUCAGGUCUACAACCUUGCCAAAAGUGGGCCAAUGCCAGGGCUCAAUUUCUUCCGAGAUGUCCCAGAUUUCAGGGUGCUUGCCUGUGGUGGGGACGGCACUGUUGGCUGGAUUCUCGACUUCAUCGAUAAAGCCAACCUGGACAGGAACCCCCCUGUGUGCGUUCUUCCUCUCGGCACAGGAAAUGACCUGGCCAGGUGUCUGCGAUGGGGUGGAGGUUACGAGGGAGAGUGCUUGCUGAAGAUCCUAAAGGACAUCGAGAACAGUACGGAGGUGAUGCUGGACCGCUGGAAAGUUGAGGUGACUGCAAAUGACAAAGAGGAGAAGGGGGACCCGGUGCCUUACAGCAUCAUCAACAAUUACUUCUCAAUUGGAGUGGAUGCCUCCAUCGCACACAGAUUCCACAUCAUGAGAGAGAAACAUCCAGAGAAGUUCAACAGUAGAAUGAAGAAUAAACUCUGGUACUUUGAGUUUGGCACCUCUGAGACCUUUUCUGCAACAUGCAAGAAGCUUCACGACUUCCUGGAAGUGGAGUGUGAUGGCAUCACCUUGGACCUCAGCAAUAUCUCCCUUGAGGGCAUUGCUGUUCUAAACAUUCCCAGCAUGCAUGGUGGCUCCAACCUGUGGGGAGAGACCAGGAAGAGGCGGAGCCAUUGGCGAACUGGGAAGAAGAACACUGAGAAGCGGACCACAUUGGUAGACCCCAAAGAGCUCAUGUUUGCUGUUCAAGAACCAUCAGACCAGCUCCUAGAAGUGGUUGGCUUGGAGGGAGCGAUGGAGAUGGGACAGAUCUACACAGGCUUGAAGAGUGCUGGGAGACGCCUCGCUCAGUGUUCAUCUGUCAUCAUCAGGACCAGCAAAUCCCUUCCCAUGCAGAUAGAUGGAGAGCCAUGGAUGCAAACUCCUUGCAUUAUAGAAAUAACGCACAAGAACCAGGCUCCAAUGCUGAUGGGUCCGCCACAAGGAACUGGGUUCUUUUCCUCCAUCAUCCGAAAAACGCGGAGUGAGAGCAAAGAGUAGGAGCGCUGUGACACUGCAUUUUCAGAGGAAAGAGUUGAGAUAUCCUGCUGUUCUGUUUCCCUGAGCAUAAGAGAGAAAGGGGGUUAAGGCUGUGUUACUACAGAGGGAGAGAAGCAGAAGCUACUCUAGAGUAGCCACUGUGAGUGUGACCACUGAGUUUACACAUACACACACACACACACACGCACGCACGCGCGUGCACACACAGACACACAGAGACA
Messenger RNA from Megalops cyprinoides (Indo-Pacific tarpon), 2904 nucleotides. RefSeq names its product diacylglycerol kinase, beta (gene dgkb). Gene Ontology annotation, cellular component: plasma membrane. The record is from RefSeq and is a predicted model, not a curated record. The transcript is spliced from 25 exons. NCBI's taxonomy places the organism in Eukaryota, Metazoa, Chordata, Actinopteri, Elopiformes, Megalopidae. Gene Ontology annotation, biological process: intracellular signal transduction; lipid phosphorylation; diacylglycerol metabolic process. Gene Ontology annotation, molecular function: ATP-dependent diacylglycerol kinase activity; calcium ion binding. Bases 323 to 2683 code for a protein of 786 amino acids.